CAGCAUCGGUUUUAUCGUCCCGGACAUGGUGUGUUUGGACACCUGCCUGAUCCACCGAAGCGAGUUUUUGAGAGCCAAGGAGGUUUAACCCCAGAAAGUGCACAACGUGUCCAUCUGAUCAACGCAUUCCGCAGAUAUGGAUAUCUGGAGGCUCAGCUCGAUCCGCUCGGUUUGAGAAAUGUAGAAAAGGUUCCGGAAUUGAAUCCAACAAUUUAUGGAUUAUCAUUGGACGAAAAUGUAAAGAGUGGUUAUUCGUUAAAUGAUCUUGCCGAGCAGCUUCGACUCAUUUACUGCGGUCCAACGGCAAUCGAAUUCAUGCAUAUUAAUAACAUGGAGGAACGACAAUGGUUGGCACAAAACUUUGAAAACAUAAUUGCAGAAGAACUUCGGAAGGAAGAGAUUGUUCGAAUUGGAAAUCUGAUGCUGAAAUGUGAAAAUUUCGAUCGUUUCUUGGCUACCAAGUUUCCCACUCUCAAGAGAUAUGGAGCAGAAGGAGCUGAAUCGAUGUUCGCAUUUUUCUCGGAACUUUUUGAAGGAUCAGCUGAAAAAUCAGUUGAGCAGAUAAUUAUUGGAAUUGCUCAUCGUGGACGCCUGAAUCUACUCACCCAACUCAUGGAAUUCCCACCUGUUCACAUGUUCCGUAAAAUCAAAGGACGCACGGAGUUUCCAGAAACCGCAGACGCUUCUGGAGAUGUUCUUUCUCAUCUGGUAUCCUCUUUCGAUUAUAAAGGAGCUGAAGGAAACGUUCACGUCACGAUGCUCCCCAACCCCUCUCAUCUUGAAGCUGUAAAUCCAGUUGCUAUGGGAAAAGCUAGAGCUCGAGCAUGGUCGAUGCGCAAAGGAGAUUACUCUCCUGAUGAGAGAUCUGCUAGAACUGGAGAUGGUGUUCUCAAUGUUCUUGUGCACGGAGAUGGAGCAUUCAGUGGUCAAGGAGUUGUCUGGGAAUCGAUUGCGUUGAGUCAGGCUCCACAUUUCAGACUUGGAGGAACUGUUCAUCUUGUCACUAACAACCAAAUUGCAUUUACCGCUGAAUCCAGUGUUGGAAGAUCGAGUACUCACUGUACGGAUAUUGCAAAAGCUUUUGAGUAUCCAGUCAUUCAUGUAAACGGAGACCAUCCAGAGGAAGUUGUGAAAGCAACCAGAUUGGCCUUAGCUUACAGAGAAAGAUUCCGCAAGGACGUUUUUGUCAAUUUAGUGUGCUUCAGACGAUGGGGACAUAAUGAGCUAGAUGAUCCAACUUUCACGUCUCCAGUUAUGUACAAAGAAGUGGAAUCAAGGGAAUCGGUGCCACGAUUAUUCCUUGAUAGAAUGAUUGACGAAGGAUUGACAACUGAAGAAGCAGUGAAAGAAGAAUUGAAAAAUCAUACGGAGCAAUUAAACAACGAAUUGAAAAAAGUGGAUAGUACUGCGCCAGUGAAUAUCAGUCAUCGAGGAAGCUGGGAAGGGUUUAAACAAGCCCCAAAAGCCAUUGAAUCGUGGGAUACUGGAGUUGCCACCGAUCUUCUUCGAUUUAUUGGAGCUGGAAGUGUGAAAGUACCAGAAGACUUUGACACCCACAAGCAUCUCUACAAAAUGCACAUUGAUUCGAGAUUGUCAAAAAUGCAAUCUGGAGAAGGAAUCGAUUGGGCGACAGCUGAGGCAAUGGCAUUUGGAAGCAUUUUGUUGGAGGGAAAUGAUGUAAGAAUCAGUGGACAGGAUGUGGGACGUGGAACAUUUUGUCAUAGGCAUGCAAUGAUGGUUGAUCAGUCGACAGAUCAGAUUCAUAUUCCAUUGAAUGAACUAGUAGAAAAACAGAAAAAUCAAUUAGAGGUAGCUAAUAAUUUACUAUCUGAAGAAGCAAUUCUUGGAUUCGAGUGGGGUUUCUCAUCAGAAAACCCACGACGCCUGUGUGUCUGGGAAGCUCAAUUCGGAGACUUUUUCAACGGUGCUCAAAUUAUCAUCGACACUUUUGUUGCAUCCGCGGAGAGCAAAUGGCUAACAUCAUCUGGACUUACGAUGCUUCUUCCUCACGGAUUCGAUGGUGCAGGUCCAGAGCACAGUAGUUGCAGAAUGGAGCGAUUUUUGCAAAACUGUGAUUCAAGAGAAGACCAAUCACCUGUGGAUGGAGAGAAUGUGAACAUGAGAGUGGCGAAUCCAACAACAAGUGCUCAAUAUUUCCAUUUAUUGAGACGACAGGUCGUUCCCAACUACCGAAAACCUCUGAUUGUCGUUGGUCCAAAGAUAUUGCUACGUCAUCCGAAGGCGGCCUCUAGAAUCGACGAAUUCGGCCCAGGAACCACUUAUCGAAAUGUGAUCUCAGAAGAUGUUGCAUCUGCUGGAAACAUUAAAAAAGUAAUCUUCGUAUCUGGAAAGCAUUGGAUAGCUGUAGAGAAGAGUCGUGAUGAGAGAGGACUGAAAGAUUCGGUGGCUAUCGUCAGAGUGGAGAUGCUGUGUCCGUUCCCAGUUGUUGAUCUUCAAGCUGUUUUCAAGAAAUAUCCAGCAGCUCAAGAGUUCGUGUGGUCACAAGAGGAACCAAGAAACGCCGGAGCGUGGUCAUUUGUCAGGCCAAGAUUUGAGAAUGCGUUGGGAGUUCGGCUGAAAUUCGCGGGACGCAAAGAACUUGCAUGGACCGCCACAGCUAUCGGCGAACAGCACACCAAAGAAGCCGAGGAGGUGAUUAAUCAAACGUUUGCAUAA
Molecule: messenger RNA, 2676 nt
Organism: Caenorhabditis briggsae
Lineage: Eukaryota; Metazoa; Nematoda; Chromadorea; Rhabditida; Rhabditidae
Exons: 8
Biological process (GO): tricarboxylic acid cycle
Molecular function (GO): oxoglutarate dehydrogenase (succinyl-transferring) activity; thiamine pyrophosphate binding
Source: RefSeq, a predicted model, not a curated record